GCUGAAAUGCGUUGCCGCUGCGGAACGUAAACUCGGUUUAUAUUUGGCUUAAAGGAGACGUAACAAAGAGCACAAAAUGGUUGUGCUCCAGGCCCGGGCAAAUAAGUAGGUUUACUAUAGCUUUAAGAACGCGAAAACAGUGUCUGCUUCUUUAAAAUUAUAUAGGUUUAUUGCUGAAUAGAUAAUUAAGAAAAGUUUUCAAUUUAUAAUCAAUAAAUAUAUGUGUUUUAUUUGCGACGAACCUAACGCAUUCACAGAAAAUGUCCCACUGUUCGAUAAAGGCCGCUUGCAAUCAAAACGUCUUUAAACCAGAUGUGGUUCGCCUGUCGUCGACUUGCAUUUAACGGUAAGCCUGCUUGACUUUAAGCGCAAUUGUAACCAGGCCCGAGUGUCCUCGCGGUUAUGGAACCGGCCGGUGACCGAAUCGGGGAUGUAAAUAAAGGUGAAGAGCCGGCGCAGGACAAGGCCGCGGCUCAGACCCCGGCCACCAGUACGGCCGUCACGCCGCGCAGGGGGCUCCGAGAGCGGGCGGCGGGUGGCCGGAGGUCCGCCGUCUCUGCCUCAGACAUUAACGGGGCUGCGAGCCCGCAGAACUCUGGACGGGUUUUGAGAGACAGGUCAACGAGGGCGGUACCGGCCUGGCUCAAGGACACGAAGAGCGACGAGGACGACGACGAAGGCGAACCGAGCCCGGACACCGGUGCGGCCAAGCGGAGGAAAGUUUCCAACUCCAAGCGGAAGAAAAAUUCCGACUCUGCGGCUUCAGCCUCCGCUGAAGAGGGGGUCGCAGGUGACAGCCCUCAAGGCACAGACUCAGAGGACCCAAAAAAACCUGCCACAGAUGCUCAAGCUCCCAGCUCCAGACGCACCCCGGCCCAGACUCGAGCCAAGCCCCCGUCGGGCAGGACCGUCCGCGGCUCCGCCAAACCCGUGUGCAAGACGGAACCUGGAAUGGAGAAUCCAGCUGAAGCAGACGUAAAUGAUAAAGAGAAGUGUGAGAUUAAAAAGAAAGAGGAAGAAAACAAAAAGACUGCUAAAACAGUAUUGGAUGAUGAGGACCCUCCAUUUCAGGAUGACCCGAAGGACCCCAACUACCAGCCACAGAAUCAGAGUGGUGUGGAAGAGGAAGAGGGCCUCAGCAGUGAUGAAGAUGUUCCAUUUAGAGAUGACCUAAAUGAUGAAAGCUAUGACCCGAAGGGUGAAAGGGAAGUUCCGAAACCAAAGCGCAGAGCUCCUCCAAGACAGAAAGAGAAGAAAGACAAGGAGAAGGCACCUAAAAAAGAGAAAGACACCACUGAGAUAAAGAUAGAAGGAACCGACAGCUUGGAGAGUGUGGAAGAGGAAGUAAAGCUAGAAGAAGUUGUGGAGGACCCAGAUGGACCCAGAAAGAGAGGACGGCGGAAAAAAGAUGACAAAACUCCACGGUUGCCAAAGAGAAGGAAGAAGCCUCCAGUACAAUAUGUGCGCUGUGAAAUGGAAGGAUGUGGGACUGUCUUGGCUCAUCCACGUUACCUACAGCAUCAUAUAAAGUACCAGCAUUUGCUCAAGAAGAAGUAUGUUUGUCCUCAUCCAUCAUGUGGAAGGCUUUUCCGCCUACAGAAGCAGCUGCUGCGUCAUGCAAAGCACCACACAGAUCAGAGGGAUUACAUCUGUGAGUUUUGUGCUCGUGCCUUUAAGAGCUCCCACAACUUGGCUGUGCAUCGCAUGAUCCAUACAGGAGAGAAACCUCUACAGUGUGAGAUCUGUGGCUUUACCUGUCGCCAGAAGGCGUCUCUCAAUUGGCAUAUGAAGAAGCAUGAUGCUGAUGCCACUUAUCAGUUUUCUUGCUCCAUUUGUGGCAAGAAGUUUGAAAAGAAGGAUUGUGUGGUGGCCCAUAAGGCCAAGAGUCACCCUGAGGUGCUAAUCGCUGAGGCACUCGCAGCCAAUGCUGGGGCACUCAUCACAACCCCUGCCUCCUUGUUAGAGCUGCCAGGAAACCCCAUGCAAGCAGAGGUUACAAACCUAGACAUGAGCCAAGUAGGGCAGGAAGGCCAGAUGGACCAGCUGAGCCAAGAAGGGCAAAUGGGGCAGCAAGUGGCCCAGGUGUCCCAGAUGGGCCAUUUAACGCAGCAAGUCAGUCACCAAGUGGUUUUACUAGGACAAGACCAGAGCCUUCAUACUAUGCAGGUGCCAGUGACAAUUGCCCUGUCCCCCAUUGACCCACCUUCUCCUGCUGACAACCAGCAGCAGACUCACCUGCAGCUGCAGAUGCCCGUCCAGUUUGUACAGACUGCUCAGCAGCCACAGCAGUCCCAAAUUCAACAACUGACCCUCCAUUCCAGCUCAGUGGUGACCCAACACCAGCUCCAGCCUCUUCAGUCCUUUUCCUCCCAAGAGCAGAACCAGGGACAGGCACAAAUCCUACAAAUGACUUUCCAGUCAGUCAACCAGCCCCAGACCCACAUUCAGCAGAUCCCUAUACUAGCAAGCUCACAGCAUCUUCAGACCCUACAAACAGCCACUCCAAGCCCUCCUCUCCUGUCUACAGCUCAUGCCCAGUCCCAGGAUCCAACCAACACAAAUGGGGACACUUAUAUUCUAGAUAGUCCGGUGCUCACUUCCUCCUCCCAGUCAGUCAACUCCCUCCAGCAGACAGAAGCUGUGAGAGAAGACGGUGUAGUCUGGGAACAGUCGGGACAAGGGGAAGUUCUGGCUGACAGCACUGAAAGACGUGUCCAGCAGGCUCCUGUGUAACACAAGAAUGGUGGCGAUGAUAACAUCAUCAGUGACCUGUACUGUAUGAGAUGAUUGAAGUAAAUGUAGGAUCACCAAUAUAUUAUGUACUGUUCACUCAUAGUCACAUUUGGUAGCUUUUUAGAUGACGUGUAUCAGGGAAAAUAUGUUUGUGUCUGUUUGUUGUUGCCUUUGUACAUAACAGUCCUGUGAACUUAACUAGCCUUUUAUGUGAGUAUGUGUAUUGAUGCUGAGGUUGUGUUGCAAAGCUGUUGCUAUUAUGCAAUAAUAUAGCAUACCUCUUAGUAAUAUAUAGCACAUCAUAUGCCAGGUGUGUGGCAUUGAUAUAGUUCCUACUUGAAUGAAUCAAUUUAAUUUAUAUAAUACAUUUAAAAAUCAGAACUCGCAUUAGAGAGCUAUAAAAAGGCCCCGGUUUGUGUGGGGUGAGAUAAUUAGACAGACGCUUUUAUCAUUAAUUGUCCAAAACUGGUAAAACAUUUAUUUAGCAACAGUUAAAUGACAAACAGGUGAGGGUGUUUCACUGACCUGUUAAUAUUUUGACAGUAUCAUUAAACCUGUUUUGAACUAUAUUUCCUUAGCUAUAUAGGCUUAAUUAAAGAAAAUUAUAAUAAUGCAUAUAUGUUUUUGUACUAUUUACUAAAAUAGUAUUAAAACAGUCAAAAGAUUCUUUAAAUAACAGCAAGCACAGUCACAAAGGUUUUAGUCACCUAAUGAUUUGUAAUGUACUAAAUCAGCAGCCCACUGGUUUGUGUUAUAGGAUGUGUGAUAGAGAAAACACCAAAAACUGUUCAUUUAUAUAAUGUAAAUAAAUGUCUUAACAUUUA
Betta splendens (Siamese fighting fish) is the source of this 3557-nucleotide messenger RNA. It is a transcript of the gene zfp91, whose product is annotated as ZFP91 zinc finger protein, atypical E3 ubiquitin ligase. Bases 403 to 2733 code for a protein of 776 amino acids. Gene Ontology annotation, molecular function: transcription coregulator activity. Gene Ontology annotation, cellular component: nucleus. Gene Ontology annotation, biological process: regulation of transcription by RNA polymerase II. NCBI's taxonomy places the organism in Eukaryota, Metazoa, Chordata, Actinopteri, Anabantiformes, Osphronemidae. The transcript has 12 exons. The record is from RefSeq and is a predicted model, not a curated record.